GGGGUUUAUCCUGGGACAUUUCACUGUCGUGGUGGACUCGCACCACUUGAAUCAUCUUUCCGGAGAUUGACAAUCGGUUGUUGCACCCACAGAGGAGAAAUUGGCCCUAUCCAAACAUGCCCUCGAGUUACAAUGCGAGAUCCAGGGCGCGGGAGAGAAACAGCGUCCUGAGCAGACCUGAGUUCAUGUCCCUGAACCAGCCCCUCCGCGGCGGCGGCGGCGGCGGCGGCGGUACCAGUGGCGGCGGCGGCGGCGGCGGCGGCGCUGGGCCGUCCGGAAGCCGAGGCAGCGCAAGGAGACCUGGUCAAAUAAAGCACCAAACGAGCCAGCCAAGCGAGGAGCCGACCGACAGCGGCAGCAAGGACAAGAGGGAGCCCGGCAGACUGCCAGAGGAAGACUGUAUGCAGCUGAACCCUUCAUUCAAGGGAAUAGCGAUGAACUCCCUCCUCGCAAUUGACAUCUGUCUGUCCAAGCGCAUGGGGGUGUGCGCGUACACGUCGUCCUCCUGGGGAGGCUGCCGCUCCAUGGUCACCCUGUUAGCGCUUACGGGACACGGCAUCACGUGGAUCAUUGGUACUAUUGUGUGUCUCACGAGGAGUAACACUCUGGCAGGGCAAGAAGUCCUGGUGAACCUGCUGCUUGCCCUCAUUCUUGAUGUCAUGACUGUGGCCGGAGUCCAGAGGCUGGUGAAGCGCAGGGGACCCUGGGAGAUGACGCCAGGCUUCCUGGACUGCAUCGCCAUGGACAUCUACUCCUUCCCCGCCGCCCAUGCCAGCCGAGCCGCCAUGGUCUCCAAGUUUCUGCUGUCCCACCUGGUCUUAGCUGUGCCACUUCGCAUCCUGUUGGUGCUGUGGGCCUUCUUGGUGGGCGUGUCCCGCGUGCUGCUGGGCAAACACCACCUAACUGAUAUGGUGUGUGGCUUUGCGCUGGGCAUGCUCCACUUCAGCUUGAUGGAGACGGUGUGGCUUUCAUCAAGCACCUGUCAGACUAUUAUUUCCAUAAGCACGCUCAGCUGGAGCCCUUUUUUCUGAGCUUUUGAUAUACGGCUAUGCUAGCACACAAGGCUUGUUUGAUACACUAACCUCGCAAUGACUGGGUCUUGUGAAGUUAUUUUUGCAAGGGUCUGAAGUUCUUAUCGCAGGGUUCGAACCGAGAAGCAUUUAUAUUCGAAAUCAGAUGCUGGCUUGCAUGUAACGCCCAAAACAGGCAGGUCACAGUACCUUACAAAACCUUCAUAAUGCUUCACCAAUCCUUGCAUCUUCAGUCAAAUCUAUUAACACACACCUCUGUUCCUCCUUAAUUUCAAUUAAGUCCUACUAAUAAAGGGAAAAACCAAGACAACAUACAAACUGACAAUGAUCUGGUGAAAACGAACAUGUAAGAUUAAGGUUUUUGAUUUUUCUUUAGAGAUUUAUCUUUAUUUAGAGUAGAUUUAUCUUUAUUUAGAGUUUUGAUUCUCAUACAGUAUGAACGCUGGUUCCAUUCAUCCAUAACUGAACCUAUUUCUAUUCAACAAAUUCUCUCUUGACUCUGUGUGCCUCUUUCUCUUUAUCAUCUGAGUUCCCUUUACUUCCUCCUUCUCUGUUACCUCUUCCUCUUUCUCACAAUUUUUUUUUCAUAUAUAUAUUUGUGCUUUUAUGUUUGGAUAGUUAAGUACUUAAACCAUGUUGAACACUGAAUAGAGAUUGGUGUAAGGCUGUAAUAUUGGAUGUAUUACUAACAUAAAUAAAGUGUUGUUUGGAUAUUCCACAUUGUUCCUCAUUGGCAUGACUAAUGAUAUGUUUGUAUAUUUCUGAUGGGAUUCUGUUCUUUUUACUGUAUGUUUACCAAAUAUGAACUUAUUUUUGAUGCCGCUGAAUUUGAUAUUUUUCUUACGGGGUCAAAUAUAAUUUCCUUCAACAUGCCAUUUAUGCUUUAAUGAGUUAAAAUCUUUUCUUUUUUUAUAGCUGAUUUUUCUCUCUAGCUCUAUAAUUUCAGGCUACUGAUGCAUAUGGUUUGUCAGUGAUACUGAUUCUGUGCCCCACAAAACAACUUUUGAAUAAAUUCUACCUUUCUUUUCUGAAUUUUUUUUUUUUAUUAUUGACCUUUGAAUUAAACCUGCUGGGGUUUUUUGUGGCAAACAUUUCAUUGCAUUGGUUUGGUGUGUAAAUACAGUUUUGUGUACAUGCGUUUCCUCUGUUCUGUACAAGGAUCUGUAUUUCAUGUUUUUACCUUGUUUCUCCAUCUUAGUAAUAAAACGAGGUGGGCUGUCAGUAAAA
Messenger RNA from Dicentrarchus labrax (European seabass), 2258 nucleotides. RefSeq names its product inactive phospholipid phosphatase 7. Gene Ontology annotation, molecular function: sphingosine-1-phosphate phosphatase activity. NCBI's taxonomy places the organism in Eukaryota, Metazoa, Chordata, Actinopteri, Moronidae. Gene Ontology annotation, cellular component: nuclear envelope. The record is from RefSeq and is a predicted model, not a curated record.